Messenger RNA from Aphanomyces astaci, 920 nucleotides. RefSeq lists its product as hypothetical. The coding region runs from base 161 to 868 and encodes 235 amino acids. Lineage: Eukaryota; Oomycota; Saprolegniomycetes; Saprolegniales; Verrucalvaceae. The record is from RefSeq and is a predicted model, not a curated record. The transcript has a single exon.
UCCUGUUGCAACAACCAAAACACGACCUUGCAGUUUACCCUCACAAUGGAUUUUCCGGGGAGAAGGAUGGUACCUCCGCUUGUUUCUACUGUCGCGCCGCUUUCUUCGGCAACGUCGUCCUGCUGGGCAUGUAUCGACCUCACAAUCGAAUCUGCGCACCAUGCCAACAGUUAUCGGAUGGGGACUCUUGCUCCUGCAAUGCACUCUACUCGUUCAAUGCCACUCGUGGAUCGAUGCGAUGUGGUGCUCUCCGGGAACGCUCGGCUACCCCCGCAACUACCGCAACCGCACGGACCUUCCGCCCAACAGCCCUGCGUUCGACCGCCUCAUGACGUACAAGAUUGAAAACUACAACAGCAUCACACCGCUGUGUGCGAUCACGCAGAAGACCCCGACGCAGGCCGAUCGAUACCCGCGGUUGACGUGUCCGCCCAACGCCACCGUGCACUUCCGCUACAACUCGAACGGCCAUGUGACCAACGACAAGUGCCUUCCCAAGGACCCUCGUGGAUGCGAUGGACCGUAUCCCGUGUCCUCGACGUGGUACAUCCUCUGGAACCGAACACCCUCGUAUGAACUGCGCCGCUUCAACCUGCCAAAGAUAUGGAAUGCAUCGCAUCCGGCUGUGCGCGGCGGCGUGAAGCUAGUUGGCAACGGACCUUUCGACGACGGGCUAUGUGGCCAAGUGGGUUCCAAGCGGCCCCGCGAAGGCCAGCCAUGCGAAGGUUCCUUCCAGCUGCCUUCCGUUGACUCGAGCCAGCGCAUCUCCCUUGUCUGGUUCUGGGCAUUCAACCGCAUCCACAACGUCGGCGAAGAGUACACGACGUGUUUUGACGUUGACAUCGAAGUUGAGACCGAGUCCGGAUAAAGGAUUGAGAUCCACCAAUCACGAUUGAAUAUAGUCGAAAAUAUAUACCGGA